Peniophora sp. CBMAI 1063 is the source of this 2598-nucleotide messenger RNA. The record is from the annotation of a GenBank genome assembly. Lineage: Eukaryota; Fungi; Basidiomycota; Agaricomycetes; Russulales; Peniophoraceae.
AUGGCGCCGUCGCGUGUUCGCCGAUGGGGACCAUUGCCUUCCUUGCUUGUACUCCUACCUGUCUUUCUCGCUGUACCAUUCUUCACGUAUAAGAUUCACUAUGCUCUACCGACACCAUUGACUGCACUGGUCAACCCGGACACGAAAUUGCCUCAACUGUCCGAGGCGCAAAUCCUCAGCUAUACGGAACACCUGUCAGAAGAAAUCGGCUUCCGGACCGUUGGGACCACUGAGCACGCACUGGCCGACAAGUACACCCACGACGUUGCGCUGCAGUUGAAGGCUGAGUGUGACGGAGUGGCGCGAGCGACAGGACGCAAGUUGGAAUGCGAGGUCUGGAGGCAACAGGGCAGCGGCAGUCAUCGCUUCGACAUGAUGGGGAAGCGACUGUACAAGACAUAUCGCGAUUUGACGAACAUCGUUGUUCGCAUCUCCGACGGCACCGAUGCAGGCAAAGCCGAUGCCGUCCUUGUCAAUGCGCAUCUGGACAGCACAUUGCCCAGUCCAGGUGCCGCGGAUGAUGCACUGGCUGUCGGUGUCAUGUUGGAAUGUAUCCGUGUAUUGACGCACACUCCCGACUGGGAGCCGAAGCAUGCAAUCAUCUUCUUGUUCAACCACGCCGAAGAGUCUCUUCAAGAUGGAUCGCAACUGUACUCUACCCAGCAUCCGACGCGUUCAACCGUUCGUGCCUUCCUUAAUCUUGAAGCAGCCGGCACGACUGGCCCUACACUUCUUUUCCAAGCUAACUCGGAGGAGAUGAUUGGAGCAUACUCAAAGGUUCCUCACCCAUUCGGAACUAUCGUAGCGAACGAGGUCUUCAGCUCCGGAGUUCUGCUAUCUGACACAGACUUCAGACAGUUCGAACUGUAUCUCAAUAUCAGCGGUCUAGAUAUGGCGGUGGUCGGAGAUAGCUACAUGUAUCACACGAACAAAGACCGUGUCGAGUAUAUUGAACCCGGAGUUGCGCAGCACAUGGCAGAGAACACGCUGGCGAUCCUCAAGUACUUGUCCUCAGACGAGUCGCCUCUGCCACAACUGGAAGCCGGUUACCACAAGCCGACCACGGUCUUCUUCAGCGUCGUACACCUCUUCUUCCUAUACUCCGCCCGGACAGCGCAGAUGAUGUACGCGACGUUGUUCGUCUGCGCUGUAACGUUCACCUACGUGACAUAUCGGGACCCCUCUGCGAGACCCGGUACGACUGGCGUCUCCGUCUGGGCGGCACAUCGGCAGGGAAUCAUCUUGCUCACGCUCGGCCUAUUGGGUGCCAUCAUCGCGGUGAACGCACACGCCAUUGUCAUGCAUCGGUACCUCGGGAAGAACAUGUCAUGGUUUGCGACGGAACUUUCCCCUCUGCUGCUCUACGGGCCAUCUGCAUUAGCAGGUGCUUUGGCUUCGCAGGCACUCUUGGACGGCGUCUACGAGCGCACAAUGUUCACUUCGCUCUUGAUCUUGAUGUCCUUCGGCGCCCUUGCCCUCCAAUUAGCUGGCAUUGGAUCCGCGGCAACUCUAUUCAUGACAGCACUGCCAUUGUUUGGCGCCCUGCUCCUUGACAAGCUCAUCAACACGAGCGCCAGCACCGUAUCUCUGAUCACAUACGUACUCGGGCAAAUAGUACCCCUCGUAUCGGGCACCGAGGUCAUCCUGACAGUCUUUGACGUGUUCGUACCUCUCACUGGUCGGAUUGGCGCUGACGCGCCCGCCGAGCACAUCAUCGCUACCAUCACGGCUGUAACACUGGCCUAUGCGGCCCCUCUCGUACUGCCAUUCGCGCAUCGCUACAGCGGGAACUUCAUACUCUACACUAUCAUCGGCCUGCAUGUCAUUCUAUACGCCACCUCCAUUGUGUUCGCCCAGCGCAGUCCAUUCGAUGAGCUACACCAGCGUCGCCUCUUCAUCCUCUCGAGUGACAACAUCACUUCCGGCGAACGUUCUCUCCACAUCGGUGCGGCCGACGGCGCGCCGGGCUUCGACGAGCUUGCACUUGACAUUGGCAACACAUUUGGCGCUGCUGAUGGCGUUGCCGUGCUUGAAGAGAUGAACGACUAUAACGGGGAUUGGGACGUACUCUAUCCGUUUUCGGCCUUUAUGUCUCCCUAUCAGAUCUCUCUGCCUCAUAUUACUGGUUACAGCUCGCCCUUCCGUGCUGGAGGUGAACAGGAGUUCCGCGUUCACGCUGUCAACGACCGCGUCGACACAGCCGCCGGCACGCGUUCGUUCACGCUCCAGAUAGACCAUCCCGGUAUCAUUUGGACUGUUGUUGCGUUUGACGCGCAGGUACUUUCGUGGUCGCUUGAUUCUCCCCCGCCGGAAGAAUACGCGCGUCACCAUAUCAAGGAGGCGUCUUUCCACGGCGUCGAUAGUUGGUCCGUUGACCUUGUCAUCGCUUUCCCACCGAAUACAACACCCGCGCCGAUCCCGGUCAACUUUGUUGGCUUGCAAGAGAACGCGAUGUGGCCGGGGAAGCGCAAGGUCAAGGAACUCGGCGGGCCGCCAAUGGUGCUGUUUGAGAUGCUGGACAAAUGGUUAGAGGACCAUCUGGGCGAUACAAUCGACAAGAUGAUGUUGAGCUCGAUUGGCGGCAUCGUCAGCGUAUAA